Messenger RNA from Linum trigynum, 4352 nucleotides. The record is from the annotation of a GenBank genome assembly. NCBI's taxonomy places the organism in Eukaryota, Viridiplantae, Streptophyta, Magnoliopsida, Malpighiales, Linaceae.
CCGGUUUAAGUUGGGCAAGUAGAAGAUUUCAAAUCCGAUAUCAAUCCAUGUCGAAUAGAAUGGAGUUCAAUCAAGUAGUUAUGAUUUGAACUUUGAGUAGAAGAUCAGUUGGAAUUGAGUUUGAGAAUGGAAGUGGUGGGGGGAAGAAAUGGUGUUUGACUUUGGUAGCAGGUAAAGUUCCACUGCAGCAGGUGAAGGCAGAGAAGAGGGAGUUGGAGAGGGUAGUGAGCGGAUUGAGGAGGGUAUUGAAAGACAUGGAAGCGAAACUGGAGCAGUUAAAGAGAGAGAAGUGAGAGAUGAUGAGGAUAGUAAUGAAAAUGGAGAGGGUAUCGAAGGGCAUGGAAGUGGACUGAAGCAGGUGAAGGCAGACAAGGGGGAGAUGAACAUAUUGAUGGAAUUGGAGAUGAGUGUUGGUUUUAGCGAACUUAUUACAACUGCCCCUGAGGAAUAUGAGUUGACAAAACACAAGAAGAAGAUUGAGGAGUUGAAGAGCGAGUUGACAAGAACCCCAAUUGGAAAAGAAACUGAGGGCCACGAAGAGAAGGUUCAUCAAAGUAGCAGAAAUGGAGUUAUAGGAGGAGAAUUAAAAAGUGAAGAUAGAGUGGAUAAAAAUUUGGUCGUUCAACGAAGAGUGGUGGCUAUUGACUCUUUAGGUUUAUGGUUUUUGCAGCUACCAUAACCUAUUUCUAUCUUAAAACGAGGAAUCAUUGAUUGAUUUACUGAAGUAGGUCAAUUCUUUAUUCAACUUACUGAAACUAAUAGAUAAGGAGUGUCUAAUUUUGUGUUUUAUGACUUUGAUCAGGUCUAUUAGUAUAUUGGAGGUAACCCUAAUUUUGUCGUUUGCUCUCAAGUUUUGAUGGUCCCCUCUUACCUUAGUUUUUUGUAUAUAGUUGACUUGAACCAACAACUCUCCAUUUCUUUUUUAUUAGUGGCAUACUGUUCCUAAAAGGAGAGCAUUGAACCCUUCAUGUAAGAUUCCGAGGUUUUAGAUUCAGUUUCAAACUAUAUAUGGGUCGUGUGGUGAUUCCAGUGAGGUUUUAUAUUCUAUCUUUCUUGACAAUUAACUAACCAAUAUAAUAUUAUCAUUAUGAAAACGAAAUUUAUGAUACAUUUUUAUAUUCUUAAACGAUGAGAGUAUUUCUUUGAGUGUUCGGCCUAUAUAUGCUUUCUUUAUGUAUCAUACAGGUUAAUAGACUUAAAACGUAACAUAAAAAUAUAAAUAAUUAAAUAUCAACAUUACAACUUAUAAGCUAGUAUGAAAAUAUCCCAACGGGAAAAGGAGUCACGCAGAAGAGAACCAGAACAGUCUACCCGUACCAGGUCAGCACCACUUAAUAUCUCGAUUAGAUUCCACGUGGCGUGCUCUGCUUCCCUUAACUUCUUCACUCACAUCUCUCUCUCUCCCUUUCUUUCGGGCACCGCCCAAUCUCCACACUCUCAGCCACUGCUUGGCACCGCCACCUCCGCCGCCGCUUCCGUCGGCCCUUCUUCCCCUCUUCCUUCCCCAACCCCACAUAUGCUUCUCAAUCACUCUUCCCAUCACCAUUCCCCAUUUCCCCCAUCCCAAUACUCCUUCCUUCCUCUUCUAACUCGUACAAACAAACCCCCUUUCCAUUUUCCCUUCCUCUUCUGAAUCGGAAAUGGCGGCCAGGUCUUUCACAUUCCCGCCACUGAUCGACAGGCCGCUGCUCUCUCUUCCUUCACCUUCUUCUCGCUCCGUUUCACUCCCUCCAUGGCGGCCUUCAUCCUUCCCCGCCGUUCACUUCCAGAAGUCAUCCAUCGUCGGCUACUCCUUCGCUCCCUUGCAUCUACGCCGGCGUCCCCUCGUUCGCCGUUCCGCCGGCGAAUCGGACGUCCCUCGGCCUCUCCACGUACACGCCAAGCAUGAGGAACCAGUGGAGGUAAAGAGGACCGAGAUCUUUCAGCAUUGGGAUUCCUGGACAGCGAAAUUCGCUGCGGCAGCAAACCUCCCCUUCUUGCUGUUGCAAAUACCGCAGAUUACUCUCAAUGCCCGCAAUCUCAUGGCCGGAAACAAUGCUGCCCUUUUGGCAGUCCCAUGGCUUGGAAUGCUUACGGGUUUACUAGGUAAUCUUUCACUGCUCUCAUACUUCGCCAAGAAAAGGGAAACAGAGGCGAUGGUGGUUCAAACUCUGGGAGUGAUCUCCAGCUACAUUGUGCUCACACAACUGGUCAUCGGGGAAGCAAUGCCUCUGCCUCAAUUUGUCGUGACCUCGGUAGUUGUAUGGGUUGGGGUGUUACUAAACUACCUGAACUACUUUGGAAAGCUUAAUGCCGGUGUUUGGAGCUUCUGGGAAGACUUCAUUACUGUUGGUGGACUCUCCGUUCUUCCGCAGCUCAUGUGGUCGACAUUCGUGCCAUACCUUCCGGAAUCUAUCUUGCCAGGGGCAGUAUCAUUUGUGUUAGCUCUAACAGCUGUCGUCAUGGCAAGGACAGGCAACCUCUCCGAGAAAGGAGUGAAGAUUAUUGGUGGAUUAUCUGGAUGGACUGCAACCCUUCUCUUUAUGUGGAUGCCAGUAGCCCAAGCGUGGACGAAUUUCCUUAGACCUGAAAACAUCAAAGGCUUAUCAGCUUCCUCCAUGCUGCUUGCUAUGAUUGGAAAUGGACUUAUGAUUCCACGUGCACUCCUUGUUCGCGACUUUAUGUGGUUCACAGGUUGCGCAUGGGCUUCACUGUUCUAUGGCUAUGGCAAUGUAUUAUGCAUGUACUGUUGCAAUACAGUGAGCAAAGGAUUCUUCGUGGCAACAACGGUUGGUUUAGUUUUGUGGAUAGGAAUGACGUUCUGGAGAGAUGCUGUGGUUUAUGGGUACAGGUCACCUUUCAGCUCCCUGAGGGAUCUGUUUAAGCAAGUCUCGUAAAAGGCACGCCGAACUUUCAAUCUCAGUAGACAUUGAGGAAGGAGGGGAAAUGACUUGCGGAAGCUGAGUUCAAUCUACCCCAUGAUCUUAAUCCAGAGGGAAAAUCACUGAAGGAAGAGAUGUCGAAGUGCCUGCAAGUGAGCAAGGAAAAGAUUGCAGCUUAAUCCGGCUGAUAACCAUGAAGCCUUCUUUGGGAUUGGGUGCUUCUUGGACUUCCACGCUAGUAUACUACUAAGCAUAAGCAAUGUAAAUUACUUUUGCAUCAAGUGUCAGAAGUUUCAAAGGUUGGCUUUCCACCAACUUUUUCUGCACAAGAACACUUGUGAAACCAGAGCUCAUUAUUUAUACCAUCAAUAAAAAUCGUUGGAUUCAAUUCAACUCCACAAGGAUAACCAAAUUUAUGAAAGAUCAGAGAGAAGCUCAGAAUGAUAGAGAAAAUCUAAUCGCUCUGUAGUUUUGGUCAGGAAAGACUAUCUAUAAUCAUAUUAUAAUCUGGGGGUGGUAUUAACCAACGUCAUCAUGCAAAAGUGUUAGACGAUCUCCAAAUGAGUGUCAAUCUGUUAAAUUUUUAGUUUAGAUUUGGCAAUUUCGCUCUACCCAAAUAUGUUUUUGGCUCCAAUGGGCAUAGUUGAAGUGCCAAUUUCUCAACUUUAACUUUUUGUCUUAAUCUAUUUUAGUGAUGGUUCAAAAAGAUAGGCCACGCCUAGGCGCAACGCAACUACAAAACGUUUUGUCCAGGAGUUUCGCGCCUAGUUAGAUACCGGAACACGUCAAUUGAGUAAGGUGAAUUAUAAGUCUCUCCUAAAAAUAACUAGAUGGAGAUAGGAAGUCAAUAUUAAAAGAAAAAAUUAACGUAAACUACGAAAUCAAUUUUCUAUACCAAUAUUUUCAAUAGCUCAAGAACUUUGUGGGCUAUUGUUCUAUGAUUCUAUGAAUACGUUAGCUAUGUUCUUGUCAUUAAGCGUUGAGUAAGUUAUUAAUCAUUUUAACUCAAGUGAGUAAGUGUUGUAGAUUACUAUUUCAUUCAUCAUGCAAUGUGAAUAGUUAUAUUUCUUCCAAUGCGUAGGCAUGCUUAGUCUACGCCUGGGCGAGCUAGACGCUAGGAAAAGUCUCAACGCCCGCCUUACACCUAAUGCCUUUUUGAAUAUUGAUUUUGGUAUAGAUAUCAUCAUUCUAUAUACAUAAUUCGUUCAUUAUUUUUAUAUAGGUAGUAAUAAUUAAUAAAAACAAACAUUUGUUUUUUUUAUUUGGCAUAAAAUUUUCAUCAUCAAAUAUGAUGUCAUCACCGAUGAAAACACAACAAUUGGUUCAUAUAACCAUAGAUUCAUCAUAUGUUUGUUAGAAUGAGUUGUGUCAUCAACUACUUAUCCAAUUUUAAUUAUAAUGAGUUGUGUCAUCAAUUGUUCAUCCAACUUUAAUCAUAAUAAGUUGUGUCAUCAAUUGUUUAUCCAACUUUAAUGAAAAUGAGUUGUGUCA